Molecule: messenger RNA, 542 nt
Organism: Jaculus jaculus (lesser Egyptian jerboa)
Lineage: Eukaryota; Metazoa; Chordata; Mammalia; Rodentia; Dipodidae
Gene: Pam16
Product: presequence translocase associated motor 16
Exons: 5
Coding region: 97-474 (125 amino acids)
Biological process (GO): protein import into mitochondrial matrix
Cellular component (GO): TIM23 mitochondrial import inner membrane translocase complex
Source: RefSeq, a predicted model, not a curated record
CCCGGGUCUCCGUUGACCUCUGACCCGAGGCCGCCCUUGAGCCGGGCCCACGGGGCCCAGGAAGGCGGCCGGUUCCCGUGCGGCUGUGCGGUCGUCAUGGCCAAGUACUUGGCCCAGAUCAUCGUGAUGGGUGUGCAGGUGGUAGGCAGAGCUUUUGCUCGGGCCCUGCGGCAGGAGUUUGCAGCCAGCCAGGCAGCUGCUGAUGCCCGGGGGCGUGCUGGGCACCAAUCUGCUGCUGCAUCCAACCUCUCUGGCCUCAGCCUCCAGGAGGCCCAGCAGAUCCUCAACGUCUCCAAGCUGAGUCCCGAGGAAGUCCAGAAGAAUUAUGAACACCUGUUUAAGGUGAACGAUAAAUCCGUGGGUGGCUCCUUCUACCUGCAGUCCAAGGUUGUCCGUGCAAAGGAGCGCCUAGAUGAGGAACUCAGAAUCCAAGCCCAGGAGGACAGAGAGAAAGGGCAGACACCCAAAACGUGACUGCUUGCCUCUCCUCACCCACCCCACCCCUCAUAAUUUAUAGCUUGGUAAUAAAUGUCUUUUCCACA